AUGUCUGACUGGAUAUAUUAUAUCCAGUCUAACUUGUCUUCCGUGUCAUGGGGGAGCAGUGCGGCAGCAGCGGUGCCUCCCGCGUCUCCUACACCUGCAUACUACCAUGUCCUCUACCAAGGAUGUGCAGAAACCCAGGUGGGCUGGCAUGGGGAGACAUACUGCCUGGUUGGUGGCUACCGGCUCUAUGGGGACGCUCCGUUGGCCACUCCAGCCAAAGACAAAAUAGAGAGGCCAGCAGAGAAGCCAGCAGAGAAGCCCAAUCAGAGAGCUAGAGGGGCUCCCAAGAAACGCCGAGCACCAUCAGAGGCAGAAAAAACCUUGGGUUGCCGUGGCCCCAAAAUUCGACGCUUGGUCCACACUGAAAAGAGACAAAGGCCACGGAAGCUUGCUGGCUGA
Messenger RNA from Sciurus carolinensis (gray squirrel), 399 nucleotides. RefSeq names its product DPEP2 neighbor protein-like. NCBI's taxonomy places the organism in Eukaryota, Metazoa, Chordata, Mammalia, Rodentia, Sciuridae. The record is from RefSeq and is a predicted model, not a curated record. The transcript has 2 exons. The coding region runs from base 1 to 399 and encodes 132 amino acids.